AUGGCUCCUCAAGGAACAGUCCUCAUCACCGGCGCAAAUGGCACACUAGCGACAGCCCUCGUCGAGAACCUCCUCAUCAACUAUCCCGAACACCCCCUUCUUUUAGCGGUCCGGAAUACCUCCGACUCCGAUGUGCAUACCAAGAACCUCCGCCGCCUCUCUUCCUGUCACCCCUCUACUCCAGUCCAUAUCGAACCUCUAGACCUUUCCUCGCUUGCCUCGGUGCGAACGUUCACCACCACUGUCACAUCCCUAAUAUUAUCCGGCACCAUACCCCCGCUUGCUGCGAUCGUCUGCAACGCAUUCUCAUGGAGCCUCAAUAGUGGAAUACAGUUCACACAGGAUGGUUACGAGUCCACAUUCCAAGUCUGCCAUCUCGGCCACUUCUUGCUAGUCCUACGACUCCUCGCUUCAAUGGAGGGGACCGGUCGAGUAAUAAUAAUCGGCUCGGAGGAGCAUUCUGACGAAAAGCCUAGCUUGAUAAGUCCUUAUCGCCCCGGGAUCCCGGAGAAGGUCGAGGAACUUGUUAAGCCUGCUCCCGAAGAUGCAAAAACCACCUUCAAUAGAGGUUUCACGAGGUAUGCUACUGCGAAAUUGUGUCAGACAAUGUUCAUGUAUGAUCUGGGAAGGCGGCUUUCUCAGGAUCCAAACCUCUCCGGUAUUACAGUAUCGGUACUCGAUCCCGGCGGCAUGCCCGCAUCCCGCUGCUUUGUCCAACAUCCUACUGUGGUGAAGUUGCUCAUGAACUACAUCUUUGCCCCGGCAGUGCACGUACUUAAAUACGUCACUAAUAAGUUCCGCACUCCUUGGGAUGCAAGUGUUGAUGUUGCAGAUGUCGCUGUGGGAGAUCUUGGUAAAGAAAGCGGGUAUUACGUUUGCAAGAGGAAGAUAGAAGGUAGCUGUGCUAGUCGGGACGACACUUUGCAGGGUGUUCUGUGGAGGAAGAGUAUCGAGUGGACAAGGUUGGAGAAGGGAGAGACGGUCUUGGGGUCGACUUUUGCUUGAGAUUAUCUUUUUUUGUAGCGGAGUUAUAUAUUUUUUUUGUAUUUUCUUGUUAGACAAUGGAAGGUUUUUGUUCUUUUGUUUU
Molecule: messenger RNA, 1087 nt
Organism: Tuber melanosporum (Perigord truffle)
Lineage: Eukaryota; Fungi; Ascomycota; Pezizomycetes; Pezizales; Tuberaceae
Exons: 2
Coding region: 1-1005 (334 amino acids)
Cellular component (GO): mitochondrial outer membrane; lipid droplet; endoplasmic reticulum membrane
Molecular function (GO): 3-beta-hydroxysteroid 3-dehydrogenase (NADP+) activity
Source: RefSeq, a predicted model, not a curated record